This is a messenger RNA of Clonostachys byssicola, 975 nucleotides long. Lineage: Eukaryota; Fungi; Ascomycota; Sordariomycetes; Hypocreales; Bionectriaceae. The record is from the annotation of a GenBank genome assembly.
AUGCCAGCCAUACCCGACUACCUCUACCUGAGGGAUGAAACAACAGGAGUGACAGGGGGAGGGUCAACACCAAAGAUUGCCAAAAUCACCAACCGCCACCUCUCAUCCCUGACCCCCUACGGAUCCAUCAUCAUCACAUGCGGCGUCAUCUUCAUUGUACUACUCUCCAAUAUCCUCGAAAGAUGGGUUCUACGGAUGGUGUACAAAGACAUCUACCGAAAUCUGGAGAAGCCCGGGAAUGAGCGACGCCGCCGCUCGUUCACAUACUACCAUGUCGGCGUCAUGAUGCUCUUUUCGCUUUUCUGCACCGGCGUCUACCCCGUCCUCAUGUUCCUCGUCGGCCCUGGAGACUUCGGUACCCAUGUCGGGAGGAAAGGUGGAGGUGCAACCAUUGGAGAUUUGCUCUUCUUGUUUGCGGAGAUCUACACGGCAUACUACCUCUACGAGAUGUGCUUCCGCACGCAAUUCGCCAGCCCUCUCACCAUCGCGCAUCACAUUGGACUGCUGCUGGUGGUGCAGACAUCGGUUGCCCUCUUUGCUGACUCGGAUAGCCAUAAGGAGGCGACGCUGGAGUUUUACAUGUGCAUGGUCUGGGGAGCAUUCGAUGUGGUCGUGGAAAUGCCCGUCUUCGUCUCCAUGAUCGUUUGGCGUAUCAAGCGUCAUAAUCACAAACUUCUCGCCAGAAUCGGUCUUGGAUGCUGCAUUUGGAUCAUUGUAGCAGCCACCACUGAGGUCGUCGUGACCAUCUACCUCUUGAACAGAUCCUGGCACCGAUGGGGGACUGUCUUCCGGGUCAUCACGCCCGUUGUUUUCGCCCUCUGGAUCGCGACGCAGCUCUAUGGCGCUUACAGACUUUACAACAUGGGGCGGGCACAGCUGCUAGAGCAUAGAAAAGAAUCCGGCGCCAUCGAGUCAGAGUCUAUCGAGUCAGGAAGCUCGGAAUCUGAAAGCACCAAAAACAAGGUUUUGGAAUAG